UCUCUGCCUGGCUCUGCAGCUGUGGUCUGCUGAGCGUCACCUCCACACAGCAAGUGCCUUUACUUGAGCAGAAGAGGAAGAAGGAAGAGGAGGGUAGCUGCAAGAGAGAGAGAAAAAGAACCCCAGGAGUGUGUCUGAACGCACCAGAGGAGCAUCUCUCUGACUUCGCAGAGAGGGCUGAGAAGUGCACAGAGACAGACGGGCAGAGGCAGGAGGCGUUGGAGUAUCACAGCGCUGGUGGUGCUGGCAGAGCAUGCUGAGUGGAGACAGGGGAAUCCACUGGCGCUGUUGAUCCUGGUGUCCCUGGCAGAAGCUGCUUGAGCAGGAGACAGAAAACGGCGCAGCAGCCAGGACUUUGCCGGGGGGGCAGCAUUUUACAGCGACAACGAAGCGUGGAGACAGCUGAAACCUGCACACACACACACACACACACGCCGAAACACACGGGAAAACACACAUGCACACAGCUGAGUGGGGAAGGAUAGUCAGACACACACUGCAUUUAAAAGAUUAACUACAACCUUCUUCUUCUUCUGAAACACACAAACUUACACAGGAAAACAGAUACUAAAUGUUACAUUUUCUUGCCUGUGGAUGGUGGAUGAUGGAGAGGAAAACUUCUGGAAAGGAAAUUCUCUUUUAAGCAGGACUUACUGCAGAGCAUUUCACACUAAGAAUAACUUCCUAUUUUUGGGAGUUGGAGGUUUAAACCCCCUAUCUAAGCACAACACAAAAUAACCUCUAUUCUUAGUUGCAGAAAUUGAGAGCGGUCUUUGUGACCAUUAAGAUGCCUCGUCCUGAUUCAGUCUUAGCAGUAAGUGGAUUAUGACGGCAAUAUUUUGGGAUUUCUCUUUCGCUUGAAAAAAAAGAAAAAGAGAAAUAUAUCCAUGACUGGUGGAUUUACAUCUGUCAGAGAAGGAGAGGAUCCCGUGCGUUUUCUCCUCUCUUCUCCUGUGGAUUACAGAUGGGCUUUGUGAUCUCCCAGUGCAGUCUCAUGGAUGAUCGCUCGCUGCCAGUCAUUAGGAUAAAGUACAAAGAGGGACACAAGUGGCUUGGGCACGAGCGGAGAUUGAUUGAAGUGAUCUGUGUGAAUCCUAUUAAUGCAUCCUGGAUUCUGGCCAAGGCAGAAGCAGUGGAAGGGAACACCGCUGUCUAGCAGCACUAUCUGAUCUGCCCCCUCACUGGACAAACUGAGCACCCUCCGCACUCCCUCUUCAACAACACUCCUCCUCCUCCUCGUCUUCUCACCCAGGCAAGGAUGGUACCUCCACCUCCCACCAACAAGCCACACGUGUGCCUUUCCACCAUCCUGAUCAUGAGCAGCAUGGCGCUGAUUGACGCCUACCUGGUGGAGCAGAACCACGGACCACGCAAGAUUGGCAUCUGCAUCAUGGUGAUGGUGGGAGACAUCUGCUUCCUAAUUGUCUUGCGUUACGUGGCGGUGUGGGUGGGUGCUGAGGUACGCACAGCUAAACGAGGCUACGCCAUGAUCCUCUGGUUCCUUUAUAUCUUUGUGCUGGAGAUCAAGGUCUACUUUGUGUAUCAAAACUACAAGGCAGACAGGAAGAGCCUGGAUGCUCUCGCAAGGAAAGCGUUGACGUUGCUGCUGUCCAUUUGCAUCCCAGUGCUGUUUGUGGUGCUGGUUGCUAUCGACCACAUGGAGUAUGUUCGCGCCUUCAAGAAGCGUGAGGAGAUCCGUAAUCGCCUCUUCUGGGUGGUGGUGGACUUGCUGGACAUACUGGACAUCCAAGCCAACCUGUGGGAGCCUCAAAAGAAGGGGCUUCCCUUGUGGGCAGAGGGCCUGAUGUUCUUCUACUGCUACAUCCUGCUGCUCGUGCUGCCCUGCGUGUCCUUGAGCGAGAUCAGCAUGCAGGGCAUCAACAUCGUGCCCCACAAGAUGCUCCUGUACCCCAUCCUCAGCCUGGUCACCAUCAACAUCAUCACCCUCUUCAUCCGCGGGGGGAACAUGAUUCUGUACAGGGACGCCAGGGUAUCCGGGAUCCUGAUAGGAAAGAACGUCCUGGCCAUCAUCCUAAAGACCUGCAGCUUUGUGCAGUACAGGAGACAAUUGCAGAACGCUUCUCCGGCCUUCGGGGUGGAGCUGCAGAAAAACUCGGCCCACGCUCGCCCUGCCCCCACUCCUCCUCAAGUGGUCAUGCAGGACCAGACGCCCCUCCCCGAGGUGACGACGUGCGAGCACACAUGACAGAAUGGUGAGGUGAAUCUUGGAAAUGUCAAUAUGAAUAUACAUGACCCUCAGGACGCUGGCAGGGCACAAUGUUCCACACCUUUUAGGGCAUGUGAACACUCAUGUGAACACACGGGAGAUCAUGAUCUCCACUGAUGCUUAAUGGCACACAGGACACUGCAGACGCUUAGCGAGGAUAGAGCAGUGCUGUAUCCAAAGCUGUCAUGGUGCAAAAUACAGUAUCACUUGUGACUUUGUUAAAGCAUUUCUCCCAAUGAAUUCAGUUAACUGUGUAUUUUUUCUAAUUAAGAAAAAAGAGAAAAAAAGGGCAACUACUGCAAGAUUAGAGGAUAUAUUUUUGAAUUGUGUGUGUUGCAUUCUAAUCUUAAACUUAAGGGUCUGUGUGCUGUUGUGUGUAUUUCUGUUGCUCGAAUGUUCUUAGAAGUCGAGGGCUUUAACACAAAGUCAGAGGGAGCAAAGUAAUGAAAAUGAAAAUAACAGUUAAAACUUUCUCUUGAGAGAAGUGUGUUUUUAUAUGUGAUUCUUUGAUAAAGUAUUGUGUACAAGAUAAAGGCUUUCCUGCUCUUUCA
Messenger RNA from Siniperca chuatsi (mandarin fish), 2778 nucleotides. RefSeq names its product transmembrane protein 121. Bases 1259 to 2206 code for a protein of 315 amino acids. The transcript is spliced from 2 exons. NCBI's taxonomy places the organism in Eukaryota, Metazoa, Chordata, Actinopteri, Centrarchiformes, Sinipercidae. The record is from RefSeq and is a predicted model, not a curated record.